UUCGCGGUGUCUUCGCUUCGCCCUCUCUAUCGCCCUCGCUGCUUCAUCCAACCCAAGAGAUACACACUCACAUCACCAACCUCUAGCAAUCAUGAAGAUGGAGAUCGGUGCCUUGGCUCUCACCCUCGCGACCACGACGGCGUUCGUGGCGCCGUCCGCGUUCCACGGUUCUCAAAUCGCGCGGCCCCAGCAGGCGACAUCUGCCACCAUGACCAAGAUGGCGGUGAACGACAUGCUGGGCGCGGAUGUUGAGACGGACGGUGUGUUUGACCCCCUCGGGUUCGGCAAGGACGAUGCAUCGCUCUUCAGGCGCCGGGCGGUGGAGCUCAAGCACGGACGUGUCGCUAUGUUGGCCGUCACGGGCUACCUCUUCGCGGAGCAGUGGCACCCCCUGUACGACGGUAAGCUGUCCCCGGGCUUGAAGGCCCUCGGAGAGCUCCCGUUGGCAGCAUGGGUUCAGAUUUUGGGAGCGAUCGCCGUUGUGGAGCUGACUGUGGGCAAGCAGGAUUACGAAAACAAGGCGCCGGGAGAGCUCGGCAACUUCGGUCAGGCAUGGAACCCCUACCCCGACAACCCGGUCGCUUUCUCCAAGCUUCAGCUUAAGGAGCUCAAGAACGGGCGCCUUGCGAUGCUCGCAAUCAUGGGCGAGAUGGUGCAGGAGAAGCUCACCGGCCAAACCGUAAUCGAACAGCUCUCGUCGGGACACAUCAGCCCGUUCGGCGACGGCCAGGGCGCCUUUUGAAUUUUCUGCGGGCUCAACGUUUCUAUCGUAGCGGCGGCGUGAAGAUGCCUUGUUUCGCGUGAUGAAAGCCAAUUUAGCCGGCGUUUUGGUGCAGCCGUUCGCAGGGGAGGACUAGGCGUUUCGUUGAACCGUUUGCCUGACUGACCGAGAAGUUGAGCAGCGCAUUGCACUUUACACCCAUGCACGCGAGGGCUUAUGGGCGAGAAAACUGUGUCCUGUCGAUGGCGGCCUUGUCUCAGCCAAGAGGUGUUUGCGCGGGCUAGUUGUACUCUCUCGUUAAGGGCGUGGUGGUCACAUGUGUGACGGUCGCAGCCAAUACUGCGUAAUCCUUUUAAAACAAUGGCCUCUUUUCCUGAUUUUCUUUCUUUUUUGUCUUGUGUUGGGGGAAACGUGCGGGCAAGCGGGUUAGAUAGAUUUGUCCCGAGUCUGCAGUUGACACGGAUAACUUUGUCCGUCGCAUCUGCUGUCUUGUUAAGGCGGUCGAGGAGUGGUGCUCACCCUCGCUGCUAAACACCACACGCGUGUGGUAGCCGCUUGUUGGUGUCGAAUGUUGCGAGGGUUGAUGGGUCACCCCCCAGCAAAUCCCUCAGUCUUGCAGGCCGAGUCAAAGUUCUGUGUCUUACCAUUCAUUUCAAGCCAACCUCCACCCCGAGCGAUUAGAACGCCUUCGCGUGUUCUUGAUCCCGGGGAACAGGUGUCUUUCCUACUUGUGACAGCCUAUCCGUCGACGUGGCUCUCCUUGGUGUUCCUUGUGAUCAAAGGCCGCAGAGGAUGUCUGCAGAUCACAUGAUGUUGUCUCCGUAGCUGAGGGCAAGGAAACUCGUGCUGGCUUGAGAGUAGUCUACUCCCUGUUUCCUUCGCUAAAAGUGAACUACCGCCGUGUACGUGCAACAAAAGAAACACUCGACUGAAUAUUCUGCGUCUCCGGAAAAAAAUGUCGUCCGACUCGCAAGAACAGGCGAGUGCCUACCGAUUCAGUGUUGGUUGCCGGGUGACACGGCGGCGAUAAUAUAAGCCUCUCCCCCCCCCUCACAGCAUCAACGAUCAAGUUUUCAUGUCGACCUCACAACCUGCCGUUGUUGUGUAUCUUCGUGAAAACACAGAAAUACUCGACCAUUACAGCGGUACGGUACGGGGUUGCAUGCGUGAGUAAACCGUUCGUGUAGUUAGUAGCCUAAGUCACACUUACUAGCAGUAUGCAGUGCGUUUACGUUGAACGAUUGCCAUACGCGCAAAAAAACCAUGGGUGGGUGGGUGAGCAUCAAUAAGUACACGUUCGGCGUGCAGCAAUUGGUGCCGGAUGUCUCGGCGACAACGACCGCAUGCGUAUGUUUCACAUGACCGAGAGAGCACGGGUGCCUCUUGCGCGGAGGAUGUAGAUGGACGUAACUGGGGGAAGACCUGCCAACAACACAAAUGAGCUGCAAAACGGGGGUCAUAUAUGCAGGAAAUGAGAGUAGGCGUUCAAUUAAGAACCCUGUAGCGAAUUUUAAUUGGUCAAACUCGGCCGGAGACCUGCUCCCAUGGUCCUCUUUUGUUAACUCUCCAUGAACAGGACCAGUGUCCCUGACUGCCAUCAUCUCGCUCACACUGACCACUCUUUUGUGUGGAGCCGGUGGCGCAGUCGGCAGCGCGUCUAUCUGCAAGGGGUGCCCGAGUCGCUCAGGACCACAGGUCUGCUGCACGUAGCGUCGCGUGCAGUAGAUGGUAUGCAUUUUACACCGCAAACCUGCAUCCUUUCUACAGCCUUUAGCGUAGACUAGUCUACUGCUGUAAGAAAAGUAGUCAAUCAGACCUACACAAAUGAAGAGCGUCGGGAGUGGAGAGGGGAAGAAUGGUGUCCUUCUCAAGUUUUCCAGAGACUUCCAGCUAGGACAUUCUGCCUGCAAAUAUCCCACAUGUGUCUAGCCGCUGCACCGUUGUGCCCAAGGGACAGAUGCUCCUCUUUGAAACACGAAGCGUUAGCUCCUACUACUCCUGUACCAACGUACCUGGCCUUCAAAAGCGCAGGUUGGCAGCGGUCGGUUCUGCAGAACACAAGUCAUGUCAACCCAACACCACCCGGUCCUCGCUGCUGCUUGGGCGUGCAUUUGCUUCCCCCCCUCACAACCCGAAAAAGUGCUCCUCGAGCACAAUGUAUGGUGCGUUGCCGCUGCGUCAUGUCUUGACUUUUCCAACGCUGAUAGGACCUCUACCGCUACUGCAAGCUUACUAGAACUUCCAAACACGUGUUCGCCUUCUUUCCUGAGUUAUGUAUACCCCGCGUGCUAGACAUUUAUGUGGGCCGAUGGCAGCAUCCGAGCGUUGAAGCAGUGGACGGAAAACCCCAACCUCGUUCGUGCUGCUCCCUAGCAAAUCUCCACGGAUCGUUUCCCUUGCUUUCUUGCUCCUACGCCCCCCAUCCUCCGUUGAUUUGCACUACGUACUGGCGUUCUUCCACAUGCGAA
Molecule: messenger RNA, 3189 nt
Organism: Ectocarpus sp. CCAP 1310/34
Lineage: Eukaryota; Phaeophyceae; Ectocarpales; Ectocarpaceae
Source: the annotation of a GenBank genome assembly